AUGGCGAUGCGAGGUUAUGUUGAGGGCCCUCCUUCGCCCUUUAUUGCCUGUUUAAUCCUCCAUGAUAACGUCUUUAAUGACAAACAGAGGAAUAUGAAACACGUGAAAGCUACCAUCCGCGCCGCCGAUGAAUGGUUUCGAAUUCAGGUGAAUAUAGAGAAUCCCGACCGUUGCGUCGUUCGACUGCGGCCGCGUGUCCUGGAAAGCGGCGUCGAUGCCGUUUCCACGCUGCUACGGGAAAUCCCCCAACUCCUUGCACGGGUACAUCGCCGAAUACGUCGAUAG
Phytomonas sp. EM1 is the source of this 285-nucleotide messenger RNA. The record is from the annotation of a GenBank genome assembly. NCBI's taxonomy places the organism in Eukaryota, Euglenozoa, Kinetoplastea, Trypanosomatida, Trypanosomatidae.